AUGCCGACCAAAACCCCCACCCAAGCCGACUUCCCGUCGACCGUCACCGCAAUCAUCACCACCCCCCCACAAGCCCGCAGCGGCCCCGCCCCAAACAUCCUCCUCCUCCUGCAUGGCCUCGGCGACAGCGCCACCGGCUUCUCAGCCUUCGGCCGCGCGCUGAACCUCCCCGAGACAACCGUCGUCACGAUCCAAGGCCCCGCCCCGGUCCCCUUCGACCUGGGGGGCUUCCACUGGGGCGACGACGUGAGCUUCGACUCCUCGACAGGCGGCCUGGACAUGGACGCGGGCUUUAACAAGAGCACGCGGCUCCUGCGCGAGGUGAUCCGCGACGUCCUGAUGACGAAAUGCGGGUACCGGGCACGCGAGAUCCUCGUCCUGGGGUUUGGCCAGGGCGGGAUGGCGGGGUUGAUGAUCGGGCGGGAGUUCGGAGGAGGAAGCGAGGCCGAGGCGUUGGCGGGGGUGGUGUCUAUCGGGGCAGCGUUCCCGCUGUCGGGGAGCGCAGCAGGGGCGAAGAGUAGGGCGCCUGUUCUGCUUCUUGCGGGGCGGGACUCGGUGGUUGUUUCUGAUUCGGCGGUGAAGAGGACAAAGGGGGUUUUCGAGUUUGUGGAGGUUAGUCGGUAUGCCCGGAAGGGGGAUACGAUGCCUUCGUGUCGGGAGGAGGUUGUGCCGCUGAUGCAAUUCUUUGCGAGGCGGUUGAGGAGUAGGCAGGGUGUGCCGGAGGGGAGUAUUGAGCUUUCAUGA
Penicillium chermesinum is the source of this 744-nucleotide messenger RNA. Its product is annotated as alpha/beta hydrolase. Gene Ontology annotation, molecular function: palmitoyl-(protein) hydrolase activity; carboxylic ester hydrolase activity. The transcript has a single exon. Gene Ontology annotation, biological process: protein depalmitoylation. Bases 1 to 744 code for a protein of 247 amino acids. Lineage: Eukaryota; Fungi; Ascomycota; Eurotiomycetes; Eurotiales; Aspergillaceae. Gene Ontology annotation, cellular component: cytoplasm. The record is from RefSeq and is a predicted model, not a curated record.